UGGAGAAAUAGACCACAUCUCUAUUCACGUACAUAACCAUAAACAUGACCCAAGAAAUUAUACACGAUCAAACUUCCAAAUCCAAUGGCCUUUCUCUCAAAUCCAGAUUCAUGUACGCCGCCCACUCAUUCAUCACCGCCUUCGCCUACCACCGUGAUGGCACUGUCAACCGCCGCCUCGUUAACCUCGCCGAUAUUCGGUCCGCCGCUUCUUCCACCCCUAUAGGUGGCGUCACCUCUUUUGAUCAUACCAUUGGCAUUGACCCUUUAAACAAACUCUGGUUUCGAAUCUUUUUUCCCGCCAAUUCCCCUUCCUCUCACUCUCUCCCUGUUAUCAUCUACUUUCACGGUGGCGGGUUUGUUUCCUUCUCCCCCGCCACCUACGCUUACGAUACAUUCUGCCGGAAAGUUUCCGGAGAUGUCGGCGCUGUUGUUAUCUCGGUUAACUACCGCCUUGCGCCGGAGCAUAAAUGGCCGGCGCAGUACGAUGAUGGUUUUGACGUCUUGAAGUUCCUUGACGACGAUGAGAUGAGAGCGAAAAUUGAGUGUUUUCCGGCGAACGCUGAUCUCGGACGGUGCUUCCUUGCCGGAGAUAGUGCCGGGGCGAAUUUGGCUCACCAUGUGGCGGUUCGGGUGGGUGGGGCCCGAUUUAAAACGGUUAGAGUUCGCGGGUUAAUUUCAAUCCAACCGUUUUAUGGCGGCGAAGAGAGGACUGAUUCGGAGCUCCGAACAAAGCAAUGGCCGGUGUUGACUUUGAGCCAAACUGAUUUCUUUUGGAAGGCUUUCUUGCCAAACGGGUCGGAUCGGGAUCAUCCCGGGUCGAGUGUAUUCGGGCCAAAAUCUAAGGAUGUUUCGGGUUUGGAAUCGUUCCCGCCAACACUCGUUGUUGUUGGCGGGUUGGAUUUGUUGCGAGAUUGGGGAAUGAGGUAUUAUGAUGGGUUGAAAAGGUCCGGAAAGAAAGUUGAGUUGGUCCAGUAUUCAAAUGUGGGUCAUUUCUUUUACAGUGCUCCGGAAUUACCUGAAUAUAAAUUGUUUGUAUCUAAGAUUGGAGAAUUUGUUGAAAAUCAAUUACGUUUGCAAGGUUGAAAUAUUAUUCUUGAGCGUUAGAUAUUUUAAUUUAAUUGAAGAUUUAUUUAUUCUUCAUGACAUGUUAAUGUUAUUUUUUUAUACAUUGGUCAUCUCUUGAUCACUUUUAUGUUCACGUAAAAUAUCAAUAAUAUAAUUCCCUUGUUUAAUACUCGUAUUUAAUUAAAAUGUUAAAAUACAUUUGAAGAGUGUUGCCACA
Spinacia oleracea (spinach) is the source of this 1284-nucleotide messenger RNA. RefSeq names its product probable carboxylesterase 18. NCBI's taxonomy places the organism in Eukaryota, Viridiplantae, Streptophyta, Magnoliopsida, Caryophyllales, Amaranthaceae. Bases 45 to 1085 code for a protein of 346 amino acids. The record is from RefSeq and is a predicted model, not a curated record. Gene Ontology annotation, molecular function: hydrolase activity. The transcript has a single exon.